Molecule: messenger RNA, 504 nt
Organism: Camelina sativa (false flax)
Lineage: Eukaryota; Viridiplantae; Streptophyta; Magnoliopsida; Brassicales; Brassicaceae
Source: RefSeq, a predicted model, not a curated record
AUGUAUACAAUCCCGACGGCCCUCUCUGCCGCGGUCUCGACGAGGGUAAGCAACGAGUUAGGAGCAGGACGGCCGGAGAAAGCACGAACCGCGGCGACUGUAGCGGUUGGGGCCGCCUUGGCCGUGUCAAUAUUUGGACUUGUGGGGACCACCGUGGGGAGAGACGCAUGGGGGAGAGUUUUCACGGCGGACGGAGUAGUCCUCGAGCUGACGGCGGCGGUUCUUCCGGUGAUAGGAGCUUGUGAGCUUGCCAACUGUCCUCAAACCAUUAGCUGUGGGAUCCUACGUGGCAGCGCGAGGCCACGUGUAGGAGCUAAGAUUAAUUUCUACGCCUUUUAUGUAGUUGGAGCACCCGUGGCCGUUGUUUUAGCGUUUGUGUGGGGUUUAGGCUUCAUGGGCCUAUGUUAUGGAUUGCUUGGGGCACAGCUAGCUUGUGCAAUCUCUAUUUUGACCGUUGUCUAUAACACAGAUUGGAACAAAGAGUCUCUGAAGGCUCAUGACCUG